Messenger RNA from Maniola jurtina (meadow brown), 1348 nucleotides. RefSeq lists its product as uncharacterized. NCBI's taxonomy places the organism in Eukaryota, Metazoa, Arthropoda, Insecta, Lepidoptera, Nymphalidae. The record is from RefSeq and is a predicted model, not a curated record. The transcript is spliced from 7 exons. Bases 280 to 1056 code for a protein of 258 amino acids.
UUUAAUUUAAUUGAAAGGCAAAGGUUGCAUUAAAAAAAGUUUCAACCGAUUUUUUUUUUGUUUUGUGCAAUUAACAAAAUGAACAGAACGUUGAAGUGUGUUUUUGUUGUGUGCAAGUGCAAUGUGUGUGUUUUGUGUGGGCACUGAUACUGAGCCACCAUCUGUCGAAAAGGUGGAGGGCGCCGCGAGAGCGAGGCGGGGGGCAGCGCAUGCGGCGCGGGUCCAGGCGCCGCGCUCGCGCCGCCCGCGCCGACACACCCCCUGCGGGCCCUCGAUGACAUGCCGCCUAUACUCAGGUCCAACCCUCUAUACACGGAGGAAGAGGAGCAGGAGGUGGUCAUUAUAGUGGACGAGGAGGUCCCUGAGGGCGAAGCGGCGGACGCGCCUCGAGUGCCGCGGAGAGCGCCGUCUACCUCUUCGGGCUACGGCAGCGCAGGCGGCAGCCACGGUCGCGUCUCACCAAACUUACCAAAGAACGAGCAGUACGAGCCGGAGCCAGAUCUGCGGCUCUCCUCGGACAAGAACGACGGAUCUCUGAGGUCCACGUCGGACUCUGAAGCGAGCCCGUCGUGCACUAUGACUAGGAGUCUUAAAGAGGACAUCCGGGCGUGUUUAGGAUGCAGGGAAUACUCGAUCAAACCACCAAUACCAAUUCGAUGGGAAAGAGACAUAGGUGAUGUCGUGGAAGCAGCAGUACGCGGCGCGGGCGGCAUCAGCGCAGCCCGAGCUCGUCUGCACGCGGCUUUACUGGCCCUACACGAGCCCCCGCCGAAUAGAGGCCCUAGCCUACCCUACUGCGGGCCAGGGGUCCGACCUGGUGACGUCACUAUGAUGCCCAAGACUGAAAUGUCUUUACUGGCCGCCAGUGCUCUGUUCACACUAGAUGGGAGUCGUGGAGAAGAAUUAUCGAGGAGACUAGCCCGCGGUGAGCGGAGAAGAAGGCGAUGUAGAGCGGUUCUCGCUCUUAUAGCCCUGCUGUUACUGAUUGCUGCCAUUCUUGCCGUGGAACUGCUCAUGUCGAGGGGACAGCGUGUUUUCGGGGCAGUGCUGCGCUGACUCGUUCUUAAUGUUUUGUUUCAGGAAAUUUUCUCGAAAACUUGGAUCAACAUUGAAAACAAUAAUAAGCUGCUACUUAUUCUGACAUCCUGAUCUCACUGAAUUUAUUCCUUAAACUUGUUCUUAUCUGAAUUAAACCCAAAUGUGAUAACUACUUUUAUAUUACCACAAAAAAAAAACCUAAAAAAUGCAGUUUAAAAAAUUUAAAUCGAGUAUCCUAAUAUCAAUAAUAAUUGGUCAAAAUAUUGUAAGCAUGUACUUAACAGGGCUCUCUCCGUCACUCGUUUCAUAC